AUGGACGAAUUGGCCCGAAACCUGGCAGGUAUCGGUGCAUCGAUCCUCCUACACCUUGUUCCGUCCCCCACGCUUUGGCGGUCGACCUCCUUUUGGGCUUUCAUCUUCUGGGGCGUAUGGAUUCAUCGCUAUCUUCGUCUGCUCGUCCACUGCGUGAGCCACUGGACCUACAAGUCCAAGCCCAUCCCGGCCAAGGCGUCGUUCACGAACGAAGACGUCACCGUGGUCAUACCCACGAUUCACCAUGCUUUCGAGGAGCUUCGACCGUCCCUCCUGAGCAUCCUGGCUUGCCGUCCAGCGGAGCUAAUCCUCGUCACGACGCACGGCAAGCGCGAGAGCCUCGAGAGCGUUGUCAAUUCGCUGGCGUUCCCCAACGUUCGCGUCAUGCACACGCAUAUCGCGAACAAGAGACUUCAGGUCUGCGAGGCGCUCCCCGAGGUCAAGACGUCCAUCACCAUCAUGGCCGACGACGACGUGACGUGGCCGUCUACGAUGCUGCCCUGGAUUCUUGCCCCCUUUGAGGACCCAAAGAUCGGAGGCGUGGGAACGUCCCAGCGAGUCAAGCGGGAGCGGAACGCCUCGUGGACGGCCAGGAUGUGGAAUUGGCUCGGUGCAGCGUACAUUGAGCGUCGAAACUUUGAGAUCUCGGCCACGCACAACAUUGACGGCGGCACCUCGUGCAUGUCGGGCCGCACCGGCGCCUACCGGUCCGAGAUACUGUCAAGUCACGAGUUCCUCGAAGGCUUCAAGAACGAGAAGUGGCGGAGAUGGAUUCUGAACGCCGACGACGACAACUUCGUCACUCGCUGGCUCGUCGGUCACCAGUGGAAGACGUGGAUACAGUACAACCCGGAAUGCGAGCUCGAGACGACGCUGGAGAACGGGCACAAGUUCCUCUACCAGUGCACGAGCCAGCAACCGUGGUGCGUGUACGCCCUGCACAUCGCGACCUUCACCUCCCUGACCUUUGCCGUCGACCCGCUGCUGCUUGCCUCGUGCUGGUGGGCGACUGGGGAGUGGAGUUAUGGGAAUCGCCAGUACGCGUUCUGGAGCCAGUUCAUGUUCAUGUUUGGAUUCACCAAGGUCGUGAAGCUCUUGGGUCUAUUCCGCCGACACCCAAUCGACGUCGUCUUCCUUCCCGCCUCGAUCAUUUUUGGAUAUCUGCAUGGGCUUAUCAAGCUGUACGCCCUCAUGACGCUUAACAUGCCUUGCCAUGCGGGUACGCCUUCUCGUGCGUGGAACAGGUCGCUGACGGUCGCGAAGACGUCCUGGGGCAGCCGCGCCGAUGCCGAUGCCGAUGACGACCAGCGCCUGGCACCGGCCCCCGCGCAGUCCAUGGUCCUCAAGACUCCGCCAGGUUCCACCUCGCUCAUCCUCUACAACGUCCGUCAGAAGGUACGACCGAUGUCUGGCUGGACCGGCGACGCCGGCAACAAGCGGGAAGGGAAGACGGUCUGGGCGGCGUACGAGUCGGAAACGCCGCACAGAGCUCUGCGUCCAUCCUUGCCGCUCCUGGAGAUGCAGGAGGCUAUCGGUCGCACGGCCGCAGCGGCCCAUUGA
This is a messenger RNA of Drechmeria coniospora, 1560 nucleotides long. RefSeq names its product glycosyltransferase family 2. The transcript is spliced from 4 exons. Bases 1 to 1560 code for a protein of 519 amino acids. The record is from RefSeq and is a predicted model, not a curated record. NCBI's taxonomy places the organism in Eukaryota, Fungi, Ascomycota, Sordariomycetes, Hypocreales, Ophiocordycipitaceae.